UUUUCGUGGAGGUAACGGCAGCAAACAGCAAACCCAGGACAAAAUAAUUUUGUCAUGACCAAACGGUUAGCCGCUUGUUGAGUUCUGAAUGUUUAGUGUUUAGUGCAACAGGAGGUUGAGUACUUGAAAAUAUAAAUAUUCACGUCGGACACUUGGACGUGUAAGUAGCCAUUUACCUUUAAAGUUUUAAAUAUGAAUGCCCCACCGACGUUUGAAUCGUUUUUGCUGUAUGACGGAGAAAAAAAGAUAGUCAAAGAAGUUGAUACUAAAGUGACAAACGCAGCAAUUUUUACAGUCAACAAAGAAGAUCAUACUUUGGGAAACAUGAUCCGGAACCAACUACUUAAAGACCCUAAUGUACUUUUCGCCGGAUAUAAACAACCACAUCCACUGGAACAUAAAUUUGAACUUCGCAUUCAAACAACAUCUGAUUAUACACCUCAAGAUGCUUUAACUAACUCUAUAACUGAUCUCUUGGCUGAACUUUCUUUGUUUGAAGAACGCUUCAAGGAAGCGUUAAGGGAGAAAAAAGAAGGCCUUGAUUAAUAUGAUUAAGUAUAACAGAUUGUAAUAUAUUCUGAUAAGCAAAAAAAAUAAUAAAAUUAUUUUUUUAUUUUUACUA
Myzus persicae (green peach aphid) is the source of this 622-nucleotide messenger RNA. Its product is annotated as DNA-directed RNA polymerase II subunit RPB11. Gene Ontology annotation, molecular function: protein dimerization activity; DNA binding. The coding region runs from base 193 to 546 and encodes 117 amino acids. The record is from RefSeq and is a predicted model, not a curated record. Gene Ontology annotation, biological process: transcription by RNA polymerase II. Gene Ontology annotation, cellular component: RNA polymerase II, core complex. NCBI's taxonomy places the organism in Eukaryota, Metazoa, Arthropoda, Insecta, Hemiptera, Aphididae. The transcript is spliced from 4 exons.